Enterobius vermicularis (human pinworm) is the source of this 605-nucleotide messenger RNA. Lineage: Eukaryota; Metazoa; Nematoda; Chromadorea; Rhabditida; Oxyuridae. The record is from the annotation of a GenBank genome assembly.
AUGAUUUUCAGACAGAAUGAACAUAGUAAAAGGAAAACAGGUCCUUUAAAUUGGACAGUCAUACUGUUUUUUUUCCAGGGAGAAUAUGAAGAACUGUGUUCAAAGGUGAAUGCGAUUUCAAGUCCAAUGGCCUCUAGAAAGCUCGCCAAAAAGCUUUAUAAGCUUAUUAAGAAGAAUUGGUGGGAUUCUUACGGAUUUCAGUCAUCAGGGAAGAGGGGUAAUUUACGACAAGGGCUUGCUGAAGUCAACAAAGCUAUUCGUCACAAUGAAACUGGUAUCGUUGUUCUCGCAGGUGAUGUGAGUCCGAUUGACAUCUAUUCUCAUGUACCGGGGCUCUGUGAGAGUAGAGGUCUUUUAUAUAUCUUCACACCAUCGAAGGAGCAUCUUGGUUUAGCUACAGGUACUAACUUUUUUUCAUUGUUUUUCACAUUUUUGCAAGGAGGCAUAAGAGUGACCACACCUUGCUUCUUUUGGGUGUUUACUUUUUUUUUUUGUUUCUUGCUCAAUUGGCACAUUUUUGUUACCAACCUUUCCUUCCUUGUAACUGAUCCCUUAUUCUCAUGUAUCUGUGUUAUUUAUCUGGUCUCUUCAUUCUCGUCUUAAAC